AUGGACGACGAUUUCGAGUACCACCUUAAAUUGCCGUCGCCUCCUCCGGCCGCUAACAUUAUUGACAAUUCAAGUGACGAAGAACAAGAUAUUGAGGCUUCAGGGUUCUUAAAACAGACAGCUGAUGAUUUGGUAGAGGACCGGGAAAAUGAUGAAAACGAAGAAUGGAGUGGAGUCGAUGACAGGUCGUCACCUCUCGUGAAACACAGAAAGGGCACUGCGCCGAAAGAACCUGUCGUAAUUCUCUUGGGCUGGCUUGGUUGUAGCAAUAAGAACUUGUCAAAGUAUAGUGAAAUUUACGAAGCUAAAGGAUGUGUCACCAUUUCAUACAUUGCAUCUCCAGGGAUACUGUUCUUCAAGCCAGCCAAAUGCCAGGAAAAUGCCCAGAAACUAUUAAAUAUUCUAAUAGACUUCAGCUAUGAAGAUAAUCCAAUAUUCUUCCACAUGUUCAGCAAUGGUGGCUCCAUUAUCUACCGCUAUAUUUGCCGUAAAAGCAAUACUGACUUGGCAGUACUUCUUUCAUCAAUGAACUGUCCAAGAAAUACCACCCUGGCUAAAGAUGUUUAUAAAAGAUUGGCAUAUAUAAUAACAAUCUCCUCCCAGAUGAAGAGAAUUCAGUUUCUUUCUAUUCUUUUUCUUUCUUUUCUUUUUUUUUACUUUUUCUUUACUUUUUUACUUCUUUUAUCUAUUUUCAUUUACUUCUUUUUUUCUUUCCUUUUCUUUACUUUUUCUUUUUUCUUUCAUUUCUUUUUUCUCUCACUUUUUCUUGCCUUUUUUUUACUUCUAUUUCCUUUCUUCCUUUUUUAUUUCUUUAUUUUCUUUCUUUCUGUCCUUUGUUCUUUCUUUUCCCUCUUUUUACUUCUUUUAUCUAUUUUUUACUUCUUUCUUUUUCUUUCCUUUUUCUUUCUUUUUUUUUUUUUCAUUUCUUUUUUCUUUGUGUUUUCUUUUUUCUCUCACUUUUUCCUUUUUUUUGCUUUUCUUUCCUUUUUUUUUACUUCUAUUUCCUUUCUUUCUUUUUUAUUUCUUUCUUUUCUUUCUGUUCUUUUUUCUUUCUUUUCUUCCUUCUUUUUUCUUACUUUUAUCUUUACCUUUUUAUUUAUCUAUUUUCUUUUACUUCUUUAUUUUUGUUUUCUUUUUUAUUUUGUUUCCUUUUUCUUCUUUCUUUUUUCUUUCCCUCUUUUUUUCCCUUUUUCUUACAUUUUCUUUCCUUUUUUACUUCUAUUUUCUUUCUUUCUGCUUUCUUUUUUCUUUCACUUUUCCCUUUUUUCUAUUCUUUCUUUCUUUUCUCUUUUUCUUGCUUUUUUCUUUCCUUUUUACUUCUCUCUAUUUCCCUCUACAUCCUUACUUUUUUCUUCUACUUAA
This is a messenger RNA of Acanthosepion pharaonis, 1362 nucleotides long. Lineage: Eukaryota; Metazoa; Mollusca; Cephalopoda; Sepiida; Sepiidae. The record is from the annotation of a GenBank genome assembly.